AUGUACCCAGAAUGUUUUGACGGGUCAGUUGGAUGUUUUGAAGAUUACACUUACCAUAUUACCCUAGAUCCUAAAGUUAAACCAGUUGUUCAUGCACCUCGCAGAGUACCAUUAGAACUGGUAGAUAAACUAAAUUUCGAACUUAAUGAGAUGGAAAAGAACGGGGUAAUAAAAAAAGUAACAAAACCUACCGAUUGGGUUAAUUCUAUAGUUAUAAGAGAAAAGCCCAAUGGAAGACUUCGUUUAUGUCUUGACCCUAAAGACUUAAAUGAAGCAAUCAUGAGGGAUCAUUACCCAACACCCACCUUAGAGGAAAUCACCCCAAAGUUUGCUGGAGCUAGGGUAUUCAGCAAAAUUGAUGCUCGUAACGGAUACUGGAAUGUUAAGUUGGAUGACGAAUCAUCUUAUCUAACCACUUUCAACACACCGAGUGGUCGUUAUAGAUUCCUUAGGAUGCCAUUUGGUACAAUCCCCAUCCCAUACAAGAGCUUUUGACAUACUCAAGUGUCAAAUAAGCACAGAAACUACACUUUCCUACUACGACAGAAGCAAAGCAGUUGUGCUACAAGCAGACGCAUUAAGUAAAGGCUUGGGAGCCGUCUUAUUACAAGAGAAUAAGCCCAUUGCCUUUGCAUCGAAAGCCCUAACCCCUGCUGAGAGUCGGUAUGCCAACAUCGAGCGUGAGUUAUUAGCAGUGGUGUAUGGUUGUGAGAAGUUUCACACAUACUUAUAUGGAAGGCAAUUUGUUGUGGAAAGUGAUCAUCGUCCUUUGGAACAGAUCCGGAAGAAGAAUCUUGACAUGGCACCUCCUCGACUUCAACGAAUGCUCCUACGCUUGCAACCAUACGAUUGUAUUAUCAAAUAUAAGCCAGGCAAAGAGAUGGGGAUAGCAGAUACACUUUCGAGACUGUCACCAAGGGAGGGAGACGAAAUCCCUGGAAUGCAAGUAAAAAUUCAUCAUUUAGUGGAGUUCUUACCUGUCGAACUCCAACAGAUAAAAGACGAAACUGCUAAAGAUGGAACUCUUCAAAUCCUCACCGAGCAAGUUAUGCAAGGGUGGCCUGAUAGCAUAAAGAAAACUCAGCAAGCAAUAAAGCCUUACUGGAAUAACCGAGAUGAUAUCUCUAUUCAAGAAGGAGUUCUACUAUUAGGAAGUAGAAUAAUUAUUCCAAAAUCACUCCGGCAGAAGAUAUUGCAAAAAAUCCACAGUGGUCAUCAAGGGAUGGAGAAGUGCAAACUCCGCGCAAAAUCCUGUGUCUAUUGGCCUGGUAUAUAUAAAGAGAUUGAGAAUAUGGUGGCGUCCUGUUGUGCCUGCAAGAAAUUCCAGAAUUCUCAGCAGAAGGAGCCCAUGAUUCCAAGUGAAGUACCGCCAAGACCAUGGCACACUGUGAGCGCAGACCUGUUCAAGGUAAAUAAUUUCUGGUACAUAGUUAUCGCUGACUAUUAUUCGAAGUUUCCAUUCGUGAAGAAGUUGAAUAAUCUAACAGCAACCACUGUAGUUAAUGUGGUUAGAUCAAUAUUUUCCGAGCAAGGCAUACCAGAAAUCUUGAUUUGUGAUAAUGGAACGCAAUUCACUUCUGCCCAAUUUCAAGACCUAGCUAAGAGAUAUGGUUUCAGAGUGGUGACUUCGUCACCGUACUACCCAAAGGGUCAUGGCUUUAUUGAGAGACAGGUCCAAACUGUGAAGAAGAUCCUGUUGAAAUGCAAAGAAUCCGGAACUGAUCCUAGUCUUGCAUUGCUGUCGUUACGUUCCACACCGUUAAGUGCAACACUCAAAUCUCCAGCAGAGCUACUAAAUGGAAGAAUGUUCAAGACAACAUUACCAGUAAAGAUUCAUCCACCAAACGAUUGGCACGAAACCAGAGACUUGUUAUUAACACAACAAAAGAAACAAGUCAAUCUAUAUAACAGGGAUUCGAAAGAGAAACCAAAUCUCUUUCAAAAUCAAGCUGUACAAGUUCAAGACCCUCUGAUAAAAACAUGGAGUCCAGCGAGAGUAGUUGGGUUUGGACCAACUCCUCGUUCCUAUAUUACAGAAGAUGAAUCCGGAGUUCAAAUACGGAGGAAUAGACAGUUAAUCAAGCCUGACAUCCAGAAGACACCUGGACCAACAAGUCCUGCAGCUGUGAAAGAUAACCAAAGUGAAAAGACAAAUGUUGAGAUACCUGAUCGACCAGAAGUUCGAACACGCUCAGGUCGUAUAAUUAAAAAGCCGGAUAGGUUAAUGUAA
Messenger RNA from Paramuricea clavata, 2230 nucleotides. The record is from the annotation of a GenBank genome assembly. NCBI's taxonomy places the organism in Eukaryota, Metazoa, Cnidaria, Anthozoa, Malacalcyonacea, Plexauridae.